UUCUCUUCUUCUUGAUUCUUGAACACUGCGCUUUUUGUUAGCUUUUUUCUCUCUGGUUUAUUUUCCAUGGAAGGACCUUGAGCUCUGCUUCUCUUCUCUCGUCAAAGUUCGUGUCUUUUUUUCACUAUACACUCACUCUUUCUCUCUCUCUCUCUCUCGUUUAUUUGAUCUUCUAUUGUGUUCUUCGUCUUCUCCUUCUCUCUCAAGAUAAAAACAAAGUCCUGCAAAAACUUGAGAUCUGAUGUCUUAUCGAUUACUAAGUGUGGAUAAGGAGGAACUGGAUAUAUCACCACCUGGUUUGAAAGUACGUAACUACUUUGGCCUCUCUGAUUGCUCCUCUGUUGAUAGCUCAACCAUUCACAACCGUGUUCAAGAUGGUGAGAAGACGAGCAAUCUCAAUUUCAAAGCUACAGAGCUGAGGCUAGGUCUUCCUGAGUCUCAAUCCCCCGAGAGAGAAACUGAUUUCGGUUUGCUAAGCCCGAGAACACCUGAUGAGAAACUUCUCUUCCCACUGCUACCUUGUAAAGACACUGCUGCUUCUGCUACUACGGAGCACAAGAAUGUUGUUUCUGGAAACAAAAGAGGAUUCGCUGACACUUGGGACGAGUUUUCGAGUGUUAAAGGUUCUGUUCGACCAGGAGGAGGAAUCAACAUGAUGCUGUCGCCAAAAAUUAAGGAUGUCCCUAAGAGUAUUCAAGAAGAAAGAUCUCAUGCUAAGGGCGGUUCGAACAAUGCACCAGCGGCCAAGGCACAGGUUGUUGGUUGGCCUCCAAUCAGAUCAUACAGGAAGAAUACAAUGGCUUCUUCUACUUCGAAGAACACUGACGAGGUUGAUGGGAAACCUGGUCUUGGUGCUUUGUUUGUGAAAGUGAGCAUGGAUGGUGCUCCUUAUCUGAGAAAGGUCGACUUGAGGACUUACACUUGCUAUCAACAGUUGUCUUCUGCACUUGAGAAAAUGUUCAGCUGCUUCACUCUUGGUCAAUGUGGACUUCAUGGUGCUCAAGGGAGGGAACGAAUGAGCGAGAUCAAACUGAAGGAUCUCCUUCAUGGAUCAGAGUUUGUGCUUACUUACGAAGACAAAGACGGUGAUUGGAUGCUUGUUGGAGAUGUCCCGUGGGAGAUAUUUACUGAAACAUGCCAGAAACUGAAGAUCAUGAAGGGCUCUGAUUCUAUUGGGUUAGCUCCAGGUGCAGUGGAGAAAUCGAAGAACAAAGACCGGGUUUGAAACAAAGAAGCUCAAGACCUAAAAACACUAUGCACAGUUCCAAUGUUUAAGUCUUAUUUACUGAUGUUUGAAAACUCUUUAGUAUUUUACUAAUUUAUGUUGUAAGACUUUGGAAUUUCUUAUUUGUGUGUGUGCUUGUUCAGAACAAAUACAUUCUUCUUAUGUGUGUUGCUUCUACCUUCUUCUUAUUUGGAAUCUCCAAGACUUUUUUCUCAA
Messenger RNA from Camelina sativa (false flax), 1441 nucleotides. RefSeq names its product auxin-responsive protein IAA8-like. NCBI's taxonomy places the organism in Eukaryota, Viridiplantae, Streptophyta, Magnoliopsida, Brassicales, Brassicaceae. Gene Ontology annotation, cellular component: nucleus. Gene Ontology annotation, biological process: regulation of DNA-templated transcription. The record is from RefSeq and is a predicted model, not a curated record.